Messenger RNA from Vigna radiata var. radiata (mung bean), 1297 nucleotides. RefSeq lists its product as uncharacterized. The record is from RefSeq and is a predicted model, not a curated record. The transcript is spliced from 2 exons. NCBI's taxonomy places the organism in Eukaryota, Viridiplantae, Streptophyta, Magnoliopsida, Fabales, Fabaceae. Bases 1 to 1173 code for a protein of 390 amino acids.
AUGUUUGAGGCUUGGCUUUCUCUCAAAAAGACCCUUCAGUGCAAGCCACAACCAAAUCAUGUUCAUGAUCCGAAGACUAUUAGACAACAAAAAGGUAAUCAGAGAACAAAGUUGGGCAAUCUUGAGAAUUCAAAUACCAAAGAUUUCAUCCAUGGAAGCAAUAGACACUCUAAAAAUCCCCUGACUUUUAAAGGAGACAUUGAGAUCACUGGUCCCAUAAUCGACGAAAUUACUCUUGAUAGCUCAAACCAUGAAACUAGUCGACGUUUUCCUUGUCCUCAAAGCAAUAGCAGCAAUAAAGGUUCUCGCAGAACACGAAGGUCAGAUACAUCUUCGAGGAUAGCAUAUCCUCUAGAUCACAAUGAAGCAAAUGUGUUCUCCAAUACAAGGACUUUGGUUCGGAUGGAUUCUGAUGUCUUUUCAUCAUUGACAUGUGAUAAAUGUGGCGAGAAAUUAAAAAAUCCUGUUGCUGUAGAAGCACACAAUAUCUCCGAUCAUUCAGUGAUUGAGCUUGAGGAAGAUUCGUCGAGACAGAUCAUAGAAACAAUAUGUGGAACAAGCUCGGUUUACUCUGAAAGCAUGUUGGGUGAGAUUGACUGCAUCUUAAAGGUUGUGAAUAUACCAAAAACCUUUGCUUGCUUUGAGGAGUAUAGAGAAAAGGUGAAGGAAAAGGCUGACAAACAAAAGAAGAAACACCCUCGUUGUGUGGCUGAUGGAAACGAACUUUUAAGGUUCCACGGCACAACAAUUGCAUGCUCUCUGGGCAUAAACAGCUGUUAUAGGCUGUGCAGUUUAGACUAUUGUGGUAUAUGUCAAAUUCUGAGACACGGGUUCUCGACGAACAAGGAAUUCAAAGGUGCAUUGGGGGUUUACACAACUUCCACAAGUGGGAAAGCCUUUGAAUCCAUUUCCAUAAUGACAUCCCAUGAGAGACCAUUUUCGAGAAAGUCCAUCAUAGUGUGCAGAGUAAUAGCUGGGAGAAUUUGUAGCCCUCUUGAAGGAAUUGCAGAAAGGGCUGAUUCAUUGGCAGAAAAGAUAAAUGGGCAUUCAGAUGUUGAGGAACUGUACGUGUUAAAUCCCAGAGCCCUUCUUCCUUGCUUUGUGAUAAUCUACAAACAGCAAACAGCCAAGUUUAGAAGGGUCGGCCCAAGCUUAAGGAUAGGUAGCUUUUAACAACACCAACAAGCUUUACCUCUUUCACUACUCAUUCUUCUGAGAUAUAAAACAACCUCUGUCAGGGUCAGGGUCAGGGUACUCAUUCUUCACACAUAUUUUAGUUAUUAUACCUUUCAUAUUU